Molecule: messenger RNA, 2194 nt
Organism: Ceutorhynchus assimilis (cabbage seed weevil)
Lineage: Eukaryota; Metazoa; Arthropoda; Insecta; Coleoptera; Curculionidae
Source: the annotation of a GenBank genome assembly
CCCAGUUCCAAACAAACACUUGGAACCUAUAGUCUUUUACGAAAAUGAUUAUCUCCAGACUGCUGGGCGGUUUUUGUGUGAUUUGUUUUUGCGUGGGCGAUCAAAGAUUAUUGAUAGACCAACUAAGAUGGGAUUUCUUGGAAUUGGAAAACGAGGUUUGGAAUUUUUCGUCCAACGGGUUGUUGUACAAGAGCCAAGAAGCGGCCGAGGCUUAUUUGUCUAAGAAAUUUCAGGAUUUUGACAGGAAAUUAAUGCAGAUGCCCCAAGAUCUCCUAUACGGAUCAAAAGCGAUGAGAAUGAUACCAAAUUUUCUGUUUUUCUACUCAGAAUUAAAAAUGAUCGAAACUUUAUAUCAAAAGUUCAAAGACUACCAGCAACAAGUGAUAGCAGGAAGUACUGAUAGAGUGUCAUUGGAAGAUAUUAUCUAUGAUAUUACGAACAAUAAAAGCGGAGCUGAGAAAACCGUUGAUCGCGCAUAUGAACUUGCUUAUAAGGAUUAUGAUGGAAUUGAGAAAGAACUCGAUCGGAUGCUUCAAGAGAAUUACUGGUGCAAAAACAAACAACAAUCGCCCCAACAGCUUAUUUACAAUUUAUAUAAUUUGUUUGCUUUGGCCGAACUUAAAGCGUACAUUCUGCAACAAUUUAGUCAUUUAGGCAAUCGACUUUGGGAUAAAGGCGAUUUUGUGGAUAAAUCAAUAGCCAGUAGAAAAAAAUACGAAAGUAGAGUCACGGAAAGAAUGAAGAGUCUGAGUACGUCAAUUAGACGGAUGAGGGAAGUUUGGAGGUGUGAUCCUGAAGUUUUUGUUAAAGGAAAAAACUACGACCAAUUCACAAGACUUCUGCAGGGCCACAUCGAAAACGAGGUAGACAUGAGCUCGAAAAGAACGUGUAGACAAACCUGCAGUGCAUAUUCCUUAACAAAAAGUUAUGGGUGUUAUGAUGACCACAGCGAAUUUUGCCGACGAGUGGAAAGAUGCAAUGGAAACAUUAUAGGAUGCUUUUUUGUAGAGUCUCAUGCCAGCAUAUGUGUUUCGCCUGAUCGUAAUAGACGUUACGAUUUUAUACGGUACAACAGUGGCAAAACGUUUGGUAAUGGUAAAGGAAAAUCAUGUUCGAACAGAAGAACCGUAAAUAGCUGGACGAGAUGGUUUGUGAGAUGUCAUUAUUGCAUGUGCUUGUGCGACGAACAAGGGCCUUUAUCGGAUAGAUACAUCAAUUUGAGACCAGUCUUGGCUGAUAUAAAGAAUAAUCGCGUAGUUACUGGGGUUAGACUAAUUAAAAACAACAGAAUAGUGCAUCUACAAAUCCAGGAAGGCAAACUCUUACCUUAUGGAUACAUCAACGAAUCCACUGUGCAUUGGGUGAAUGUCGAUAAUUAUAAAUUGACCGACGCUGGUGUGAGAAACAAAGAAGACUUUUUCACGAUGUCAUAUGGAGAGAGAUCAAUGGCUUUGGACGAUAUUCAAGUUAAGGAGGAGAACCAUAUUGUAACAGGGGUUCGCUUUGAAUUUAUAAAAAAUAAAAUACAUUUUGAAAUUUACGUAAGCCCAUUCGAUUGGCACACAGGAAGAGUUAGUCACAACAAUGGGUAUUAUAUUUACGAAUCGAAUCCUAAUGGAAGAAAAAAAAUAGACAUUGAUAAUCCCGACAUACCAACGAACACCAAAGAACAAUCGUGGAUAAAUCACCUCGGAAUUGAUUCUUAUGUCGAAUUCACCAAUUCGGCUUUCGGCAAAGAUGCCGCUCAGAGCACCGUACCGUUUAUCGAUAUCCAGGAAGUGGUGAAUAAACCCGCAGUGCCUCUAAUGGGCGCAGGAAUCUACUACAAGGGUAAUCGAGGUUAUGGAGGUUUCAUCGCGCCCCGAAUACAGACUUACGACUUCGGAAAGCACGUUUCCAGUAAACUGCCAAACAUGGGCGAUCGUCACGACGUUGCAGAGGAAAAAGACGUGGAACUAAAUUAAUUUAAGUCUAUAAUUUUUAUUGAAAUGUUAAUUUUUCAUAUUGGAAUACUUAGAAAUAGUCUUAAAUAAAAAAAUUAUGGUGUUAGAUUUAAAUUUAACUUAAAACGUUUCAAAAUAUUAUAUUUGGCAGAACAGAAAAAUGCUUUGCCGUCAGAAAAUUUUCAAGAAUAGAUUAGGAUAUAAAGUAUCUAUUUGAAGUCGCUUGAAUAAAUAAAUAUUUUUUCUACGAG